Molecule: messenger RNA, 1242 nt
Organism: Trichosporon asahii var. asahii CBS 2479
Lineage: Eukaryota; Fungi; Basidiomycota; Tremellomycetes; Trichosporonales; Trichosporonaceae
Exons: 2
Coding region: 1-1242 (413 amino acids)
Biological process (GO): proteolysis
Molecular function (GO): aspartic-type endopeptidase activity
Source: RefSeq, a predicted model, not a curated record
AUGAUCCCCCUCCUGCCCCUCGUCGCUGCGUCGCUCGCCGCGGCGACUUCCGUCCCCCUCUACGCUCACGAGAACCUUCAGCGCCGCUCAGUCGGCGGCGGCUCGCUCGACAGCAAGACCGGCGACUUCACGCCCGUCGUCGCGAUCCAGGUCGGCACGCCGCCGCAGACCCUCCAGGCGCAGCUGGACGUCACCUCGGGCCUGACCGUGGUCGGCGGCUCGCCCUUUGCGGGCGGGAGCUUCUAUGCCCCCGCCUCGAGCAGUUUGAAGGAGGGGGCUAAGGUCGACAGCCACGAGUUGCCGGACGGGAGGAAGACGAGCGGGACGAGGGUCGCGGAUCGGAUCGUCGUUGGUGCUGCGGGGCUGACGACUGAGUUCCUACUUGCCAACCCCUCUGGACAGAGUGGACCCGAGGCGCCGGGGAUCAACAACGCCCUCCUCGGCCUCGGAUACAGCGACGCGCCCUCGCCCGCCCUCAGCUCCGAGUGGGAUCAAAAGCUGUGGGGACUGUACCUCUCCCCCCGCCGGGUGGGCUACAGCGACAAAGCGGGAGAGACGAAACGCAUCGGCUCCCUGAGCCUGGGCAAGAUCGAUCCAGCCUAUGCAGCGGGAGAGCCAGUCUGGGUCAAUCUGACCGAGACGUCGACGGGCGAGUGGCCCGUCCAUCUCAAGAGCUUCGCGGCCGGGUCCGCGUCCGCGAAGACCGACUUCUUCGAGGGCCGACAGAUCGACGUCGCGCCCGUGGCGAACAUUGGCCUUCCCCCCGCCGCGCUGGACGGGCUCAUGAAGGGUAUCACCGGAGCGCAGAAGUGGACGCAGGGCGAGGACGUCGUCUGGACGCUGCCGUGCGACACGGCCUCGAAGCUCGACAUUGGUCUCGAGAACAUCACCGUCUCUCUUGCGCCCGAGGACUGGAUUGCGAAGGAGGGCAGCACGUGCCGCGCCCUGCUCAGUGCGGCUACUGGACGGCCGUGGCUCGGCACGCCGUUCUUGAGCGCCGUGUACAGUGUCUGGGACCUUGAGGGGCGGCGCAUCGGCUUCGCGCCCGUCAAGGCUGGCGCCCGGGUCGAGAACAAGGACUUCAACGAGGGAUCGGCGCCCGCUCGCCAGAGCGCGGAGCCCGUCACGACGGGAAAGACGUACCCGAACGCGGUCAAGGCUGGAGGCAGCAACAGCGCCGCUGUGGCCAAGCCCGCGUUCCUGGCCGUGGCGUUGGGUGCGCUCGCUGCCGUGCUGAUGUAG